Xyrichtys novacula (pearly razorfish) is the source of this 3552-nucleotide messenger RNA. The record is from the annotation of a GenBank genome assembly. Lineage: Eukaryota; Metazoa; Chordata; Actinopteri; Labriformes; Labridae.
AUGAACGUUGUGACAUCAUGUUGGGAUAUCCUCUUUAAACGGGCCGAGAAGUCUGGUUUCUCCCCACAGAAGUUGCAGAACUACCAAGCUUGGAGAGAUGCAUUUGCCAUCUGCAACCGCAUUGAGGCCACCAUGAAGGAGGACGGACUGCUGGGUUAUGUGCGACCAACUAGUCGACGCAUAAUUAAAGUACCUUCAAAGAGUGAGCUGCUAGUGUGGGGCCGGACCCGGAAGGGCCCCGGGGGAAAAGACUACUGUGCAAUGAUGGAAGCACUGCCUGGAGACAGCAGCAUGGGAGUGGCUCGGACUUUAACAACGGUAAGAGAUGGCAGAGUCCCUGUGAGGAUUUGUAACCCCCACUCUUAUUGUCUGACCAUAGGCCGAUAUCAGAAGCUUGGCAAACUGCAUUCUGUGGACGAGGCUGACGUGCAUGGGCCGCAGAACUUAAACCUGUCCUUGGGAGAUGAUGGUGUCGUUGAAGUGGCAUUGAUGAGCACAACACCGGAUGAACCCGAGCAGGAACUGCCAAGAGAGGUGAGCAGUCUGGCGGACCGACCAGAUUUAUCCAAACAACAACAAGAAGAGCUACAUGCUCUUCUACUCAAGUGGAAGCAUGUUUUUGCACAACAUGAUGAAGACUUUGGGUGUACAAACCUAGUACAGCACCAAAUACACACCGGUGAUGCACCACCUGUCCGAGAGCGGUAUUGCCCCCUACCCCCAGCCAUGUACAAGGAGAUGAAGACACUACUAUCAGGUAUGCUUGAAUCAGGAGUCAUCAGGGAGAGCUGCAGCCCAUGGGCGGCGCCCAUAGUACUGGUGAGAAAGAAAAAUGGCAGCUGGAGAUUUUGUGUGGAUUAUAGAAAAUUGAAUGCUGUGACUCAUAAGGAUGCCUUUCCCUUACCCAGGAUUGAAGAGACUCUCACCAGCCUGACCCAAGCAGAGUGGUUUUCCACUCUUGACCUGGCCAGCGGCUACUGGCAGGUUGAGAUGGACGCCUUGGACCGAGAGAAGACAGCCUUCACCACCCCACUGGGCCUGUUCGAGUUUGAACGAAUGCCGUUUGGCCUUUGCAAUGCGCCGGCUACGUUCCAACGGCUGAUGCAGCGGUGCUUAAGUGGCCAGUUGUCUGACUAUGUGCUUGUGUAUUUAGAUGACAUUAUCCUGUACUCUCCUGACUUCACGUCCCACCUGCAACACUUGGACAAGGUGUUGGAGAGGCUGGGACAGCACGGUCUGAAGCUGCGGCUGGACAAAUGCAAAUUGCUACAGCAUGAAGUGAAGUUUUUGGGCCAUGUUGUAGACUCAUCAGGUGUAAAACCUGACCCAGACAAAAUCUCUGCUGUUCGUGACUGGCCUGUCCCCAACAGCAUAAAACAGGUACGAGCCUUCCUUGGAUUAGCUGGAUAUUAUAGACGAUUUGUGUCAGGUUUUGCUAAGGUUGCACGCCUACUGAACCAGCUACUGACUGGAAUCCCAGCUAACAAAAAGUCUGAAGCCCAGAAGGUAAAUUGGUCCCCAGAUUGUCAGACAUCUUUUGUUAAACUCAAAACAGCCCUAACACAAGCACCUGUCUUGGCAUAUGCUGAUUACACUCUUCCAUUCGUUGUUUACACAGAUGCGAGCAACCAAGGACUGGGAGCAGUUUUGGCCCAAGUCCAAGAGGGACGAGAACGUGUAAUGGCCUAUGCCAGUCGUAGCCUACACCCAACCGAACAGAAUGAUGCCAAUUACAGCUCAUUUAAACUGGAACUUUUGGCCCUCAAGUGGGCUGUGGCUGAAAAGUUUAAAGAUUACCUGACUGGGACAAAAUUUACUGUGUACACCGACAACAACCCUCUUGCCCACCUACAGACAGCUCGUCUAGGUGCAGUGGAGCAACGCUGGGUUGCACAACUUUCUUCCUUUGACUUUGACAUCAAAUAUCGCUCUGGUAAGAGCAAUGUGAAUGCUGAUGUACUGUCCAGAUAUCCGGUUAACCCUCUACCCACAGGUGUAGCCAACACAACAGCCGGACCAGACACCACUCCAGUGAUGGCAGCCAUCGAACUCACCCCUGAAGGAGACAGUGAGGAGUGGGCUGGCAGUGAGUGGGAAGUGGCACAGUCCAGUGACCCAGACAUACAAAUUGUUAAACGGUACGUAGAAACACGUGCGUUACCUGAGAAGCCCGAACGUCAGGCCCUGCCUCUUAGGAGCCAGAGACUGUUGCAGCAGUGGAAGAGGCUUCAUGUCCAAAACAACAUUCUGUGUCGAAAAGUGUUUGAUUCACAGACUCAUGAAGUGAGGCACCAGAUUGUGUGUCCGAGUGCCAGGAGCAAAGAGGUGUGGGGGAGUGUACAUGAAGCCACCGCCCAUGCUGGGGUGGAGAGGACUCUUUCACGCAUUCGACAGCGCUUCUACUGGCCAAACAUGGAAGGGGAGGUACGUCAACUCCAACAGGGAUGUGUCGCCUGCAGCCUGCGAAGGGAGAGAGUUGAGCCUCGUGCCCCAUUAAAACUAAUUGAGGUAUCAUACCCCCUUGAAGUUGUAGGCUUAGAUUUCCUCUCACUAGGCCGCAACGCAGACACUCACCCAAACAUCCUGGUAGCCACUGAUUUAUUCACUCGCUAUGCUUGGGCCGUCCCUACACGAGACCAAACAGCUGAGACCACAGUUAAAGCCUUAUGGACCCAAAUAAUCCAGCCCUUUGGCUGCCCUGCUCGAUUUCAUUCAGAUCAGGGACCAAAUUUUGAGUCUGGGCUAAUGAAACAGUUGUGUGAUACCUAUGGUAUAGCCAAAAGUCGUACUACCCCAUACCACCCUGCUGGUAAUGGCAGUGCAGAACGCUUUAACCAUACUCUUUUUAACAUGCUCCGCUCCCUUGAAACUGAUAAGCAAAACCAUUGGCCUGAGUAUUUACCCGAACUGGUACAUGCUUAUAACAACACGGCCCACAGCGCCACAGGUUAUGCCCCCUCCUUUCUCAUGUUUGGACGACACUUGCGCCUCCCAGUGGACAUUGGGUUGGGAGUUGGGCCCCAGCAGAGAAAGCAUGACUUAGAUGGGUGGGUUAGACAUCAUCAACAGAGGUUAUCUGUAGCAUACGGUCUUGCUAGACAAAAGAUGGACAAUGCAGCUUCUCAGAAUAAGCAGCGCUAUGACAGUAAAGCCAGAACUUUACCUUUGUUACCUGGGGAGAGAGUGUGGUUGAGGAACAGGAACAGACAAGGUCAAGGGAAAUUGUGUACUUGGUGGAACCCAGAGACCUAUGUUGUUGUUGAACAGGUUGGAGACACUGAACUUGUGUACCGUGUUCAACCAGAGAGGGGAGGCCGUGUACAGACUGUUCAUCGAAAUGCACUCAAGGUGUGUACGGCUCCCCCAGCAGAGACUGCUCCACCGGCUGCCGAGGCGGCUGCAGAGACUCCGGAGAUUCAACUUCCAUUGAUCUAUGGAUUUCCUCCGCGGCCUGCAGCAAUACCUCCUGCAAGAGAAGAACCUGAAAACCCUCCACGGCGUUCCACGAGGGAGAACUUGGGACAACCCCCAGUGCGAUACGGAGACUUGUGA